UAAUGCUCAACGGCGGUAGCGCCACUUUGUCUCGCGCACUGUUUCGCAGUUAGUAUACUGGUCACGCUAACAUGGGUGUUCGUGGUAACAAGAAACACUUGAAGAGGUUAAAUGCUCCAAAGCACUGGAUGUUGGAUAAGCUGGGUGGCAAUUUCGCCCCCAGACCAAGCACAGGUCCUCACAAACUUCGAGAGUGCCUGCCCCUCAGUAUAUUUUUACGAAACCGACUUAAAUAUGCACUGACUUACUCAGAAUGUACAAAGAUCUUAGCUCAGCGUUUGAUUAAAGUCGAUGGAAGGGUGCGUACAGAUAAGAAGUACCCAGCAGGAUUCAUGGAUGUUAUCACAAUCGAGAAAACAAACGAACAUUUCCGUUUGAUCUAUGAUGUUAAGGGCAGAUUCGCUAUUCAUCGUAUCCACCCUGACGAGGCAAAAUACAAGCUAUGUAAAGUGAGGAAAGUGCUUGUUGGUCAUGGGGGUGUACCUUUCAUUGUUACCCAUGAUGCCAGAACAAUCAGAUACCCAGAUCCUAACAUCAAACCUAAUGACACUAUUCAAGUGGACAUUGCCACAGGAAAAGUACUGAAUCACAUUAAAUUCGAGCCGGGCAACAUCUGUAUGGUUACUGGCGGACGUAAUUUGGGACGUGUGGGGACCAUCACCCAAUGGGAACGCCAUCCUGGAUCUGUCGAAAUGGUUCACGUACGUGAUAGCACGGGACACCAAUUUGUAACCCGUUUGAAUAACAUUUUCAUUAUCGGGAAAUCGAACAAGGCAUGGGUUUCCCUACCUAAGGGUAAAGGAAUACGGUUAUCUAUAAUGGAAGAUCGCGAAAAGAGAAUUCGGGCUAGGCGUCUUGGCCAUUAAAUUGCAAUAAAGUUUAUUUCGG
Trichobilharzia szidati is the source of this 888-nucleotide messenger RNA. The record is from the annotation of a GenBank genome assembly. NCBI's taxonomy places the organism in Eukaryota, Metazoa, Platyhelminthes, Trematoda, Strigeidida, Schistosomatidae.